AAGCCUCUUUUAUUUGCAGUUUACUGAAGACAGAAUCGCAGCUUCAGAGGGACAGCUUCAACACAGCUAGGAGCCACCUCCAGAUCCUGAAUGGCGUCUUGACCUCUUCACAAGCUGAACUUCAGCAACGAAACACCAUGAUGACUUUGACCAAGGAACAGUUGGAGAAAGACUACUUGAAGCUCAUAACAUCCAAUCAGGAUUUACGGAGAGAGCACCAGCAACUUACUACAUCUUACAGUCAAUUACAAGCAGAGUACAAAGAUCUCACAACUUCAAACAGCGAAUUAGAAACAAAACAUUCAGACCAAACUUUUUUGAUGAAUCGCCUCCAAGGAGAGUUGCAGAACAUGGUCUCAGUGAGAGAACAGUUAUCAAGAGAAAUCUUGAACAUUAGCAGAGCUCAUGCUCAUCUUAAGAGAGUAUACCUUAGGCUCGCAGAGACAAAAAACAAACUGUUUGCCGAUGUCGUUAGUCUUUCCGAAAUGAAAGCUAUUGUAAACAAAGAUCUUGUUGCCAUGGUAAGGGAGAGAGACCACCUCAAGAAGACGCUCACUGAACUGGUCAAUUUCCUGCCUGUAGACAAACACUGUCCAAUCAGAGACCCUGUUACACAAGAGAGAGUUUGCAGUCCGUGCCUGAAAGGUUGGAAGCUCUUCUCCUCUAAGUGUUACUUCUUCUCCACUGAGAAGCAGGGCUGGAGCAGGAGUAGGGUGGACUGUGUCAAACAGGGAGGCGACCUGGUCAUUAUAGACAGUCCAGAGGAACAGGACUUUGUACGCAAACACACCCCUCAGUACCACAGUCCAGCAGAGCGGUACUGGAUAGGUCUGGACUCUCAGGAGACUCGAGGCAGCUGGGUCUGGGUCGACAACACCCGGCUUAAUGAGGGGUACUGGCUGAACGAGUCCAGCAGUGUCCACGCGAGUCGAGAUAAAGAGUGCGUGUCGACCCUCAGAGAAACCAGCCCUGCUCGGAGCUGGAGGGAGGAGCUCUGCAGUAGCAGGUUCAGGUGGAUCUGUGAAGGUCCAGCCCUCAUACUGUCAGCAUAGAUACACACAGCAGAAGGGAUACUGCGUAUCUAUAACAGGUCUGCUGCAGCACAAACAGUGGCGCUUAUACUUUGCAAGUGUUAUUUUACGAUACUAAAUGACCAAAACUAUAUUGUAUAAGGAUGAUAUACAAAAAACAUAACAAAAAAAGAAUCCUAUAAAUAGCAGUGGUAACAGCAGAUCGAUGUAGUUUAUAGUCCACAAAACACAAGAGCCUUAAAUGGGGGAAUAUCCAGGCCCCUUCCUGGCAACUGUGACAUGCUAGGAGCUAGCUUUGUAGUUUCAGUUCAGUGUCUAGAUAAAUAUAGAAGUCUGAUGCUGCUGCAGUCUGCAUGAUAUUGUAUUGACCAGAUCUUGCCCGUGAAACAAGAUACUUUCCCUCCCCAGUCUUACACAUACUGGAAAUUGUAGC
Hypomesus transpacificus is the source of this 1464-nucleotide messenger RNA. RefSeq names its product low affinity immunoglobulin epsilon Fc receptor-like. The transcript is spliced from 4 exons. The coding region runs from base 138 to 1052 and encodes 304 amino acids. The record is from RefSeq and is a predicted model, not a curated record. NCBI's taxonomy places the organism in Eukaryota, Metazoa, Chordata, Actinopteri, Osmeriformes, Osmeridae.